AUGACAGUACAGACCGUAGUCAUUGUUGGCUCUGGAUUCUAUGGAAUCUUGUGCGCCAAUACUCUGGUGAAGAAAACCAAUUACAGAGUUGUUCUCAUAUCGCCUUCAGAUUAUACGUACUUCUUGAUAUCCUCUAUCCGUGGCUCUCUUCUCCCGUUGAGGGAAGUUGUGGACGAAAAAGUGCGUAUUGAAAAGGGAAUAGUGACGCAAUUCGAUGAAAAAGCGGUGCUGUUGAAUGACGGCAGAGAAGUAGUCUUUGAUGCCAUGGUCAUAGCUACCGGUGCCAAGUGGUUGGAUCCUAUAGGUACAACGGUUGAUUUCCAAGAUGAGUAUUCGGAGUAUUUCGAGAGACAGAGGGAUGCAUUUGAAGCUGCUCAGCAUGUUGUGCUUAUAGGCGGUGGGUUCAACAAUGUUGAGUUGGCGGGGGAGUUAUUGGACAAGUUUGGAAAAGAUUGCCAGGAAGGUAGAAAGAAGAUCACCAUAAUCCACUCACAGCCUUUGCUAAUGCCUAACGAUGGUCUAUACUGUGACUCAUUACGUGAACGUAUCACUGCGUACUUCAAAUCAACACCGAUUGACCUGGUGCUGAGUGCUCGUGCCCAACUCUCAGCCCCUAAUACUGUGAAACUGAACAACGGCGAGACUAUUGAGGCAGAUUUCGUAGUACAGAGCACAGGAACCAGAGCAUUGGUUCCACCAAAUGAUAUUGAAGAGUUGUGUAACGACUCUGGGUUUAUCCGUAUCGAUGAGACCUUCCAAUGCAGCGCAAUCUCGCAAGGUCACGUCUUCGCCAUUGGCGAUGUUACUGACAUCAACUUGAAAGGCCUAGUGGAGAGGUACUCUUGGGUCAAAACACUCUGUAAUAACAUUGAUAUCGUGCUGAAGUCAAAGAGUCUGGCACAAGAUACCAACAGGGAUCAGUUCCAAAGAGUUUCGAAAAGAUAUGGGCAUAAAACCACCUUUGUAUCAAUGGGCCGGCAUUAUGGUUCUGGCCAAUUGCCGACCUGUUUGGUUGAAAUCAAGGAAGCUUCACAUUGGCACUUCAACACAGAAAUUGGUAUAUAA
Molecule: messenger RNA, 1065 nt
Organism: Williopsis jadinii
Lineage: Eukaryota; Fungi; Ascomycota; Saccharomycetes; Phaffomycetales; Wickerhamomycetaceae
Product: NAD(P)/FAD-dependent oxidoreductase
Exons: 3
Coding region: 1-1065 (354 amino acids)
Cellular component (GO): cytoplasm
Molecular function (GO): electron-transferring-flavoprotein dehydrogenase activity; flavin adenine dinucleotide binding
Source: RefSeq, a predicted model, not a curated record